Coccidioides posadasii C735 delta SOWgp is the source of this 2073-nucleotide messenger RNA. It is a transcript of the gene BPL1, whose product is annotated as biotin holocarboxylase synthetase. Gene Ontology annotation, cellular component: cytoplasm. Lineage: Eukaryota; Fungi; Ascomycota; Eurotiomycetes; Onygenales; Onygenaceae. Gene Ontology annotation, molecular function: biotin--[biotin carboxyl-carrier protein] ligase activity. The record is from RefSeq and is a predicted model, not a curated record. Gene Ontology annotation, biological process: protein modification process.
AUGGCCGCCACCUCGACGACCACUUCGACCAAACGGCUCAACAUCCUGGUCUAUUCCGGGAAUGGGACCACUGUGGAUUCUGUCCGCCAAUGUCUGUUUACACUUCGUCGCCUUUUGGCACCGAAUUAUGCUGUUAUACCCGUGACGGGUGAGAUGAUCAUCAAUGAGCCAUGGACGUCGAGCUGUGCUCUCUUUGUCAUGCCUGGUGGUGCCGAUCUGCCGUAUUGCAGGACCCUGAACGGCACUGGGAACCGGCGGAUUAGCCAGUUCGUUCAUCGAGGCGGCGCAUAUCUAGGAUUCUGCGCAGGCGGCUACUAUGGAAGUAAGCGUUGCGAGUUUGAAGUCGGAAAUGAGAAGCUCGAGGUUGUCGGUGAUAGGGAGUUGGCUUUCUAUCCCGGAAUCUGUCGCGGUUGUGCAUUUCCAGGGUUUGUCUACAAUAGCGAGGAUGGCGCCAGAGCUUCUGAGUUACAAGUGUCGAAAUCCUCGUUCCCUGACGAAAAGCAUAUCCCGCCCUCGUUCAAGUCCUACUAUAACGGUGGAGGCGUCUUCGUUGAUGCUCCAAAAUUCGCCCAUCAAGGCGUCGAGGUCCUUGCGGACUACACUGAAUCGCUCAAAGUCGAUUCGGGAGAAGGCCAUGCAGCAGUCGUUUAUUGCCGGGUCGGCGAAGGUGCUGCCCUAUUAACAGGACCACACCCAGAAUUUGCGGCGUCCAACUUGGAUAGAAACGCAGAUGGCCCGGAAUUCUGCCACGUCAUUGAUACUCUAGCUCAGAAUGAUGAAGCGAGAACCGAAUUCCUGCGAGCUUGUCUGAAGAAGCUUGGGCUCCAUGUGAACGAUGAAACAACAAGCGUACCUCCUCUUUCUCGAAUGCAUCUUUCUGCCCUGGAGCCACAUGCUGCUACGGACCUUGUCUCACUGCUUCGAGAUAUUAUCACGGUGGAAGAUGGGGAAGAGUACAUUAAAGAUGACAAUGACACCUUCCAUCUAGAAAAACCGUCUUCGCUGAGUAUGGACAAGGUUGCCGAAGCGCUCCCCGGCUCCAUCGGAGCAAAGGCUGACCAGGGCUCGACGGGUGAUAGAAUUGUCGACUAUGACAAGGUUAUAAAAAAGGUCGCUAUUCAUGAAGAUUAUCCCUCUCCGGUCGAAACCCCGCGAUUUAACCAUCAGACUUUCUACGGUAUGAUUAAGGAAUAUAGAUCGCAGUCGAGGGAACGUCUCUCGGAGUUCGGUUCCCACGUCUUAUAUGCGGAAGUUGUUACGAGUACGAACACUUUACUGGAAAAGAACACACAAAUCCUGCGAAGACUUCCAAACGGGUUUAUGGCAACGGCAAAUGUCCAAGUCGCUGGUCGCGGUCGUGGAUCCAACGUCUGGGUGUCUCCACCGGGACAGCUCAUGUUUUCAAUAUGCAUCCGUCAUCCAGUUGAGAAAUUCGCAAGUGCUCCGGUCGUUUUCAUCCAAUAUCUCGUCGCAAUGGCCAUCGUCAAAGGCAUCAAAACCUACGAUAAGGGAUACGAAAACAUGCCCGUGAAACUAAAAUGGCCAAACGACAUCUACGCUCUCGACCCCACCCAACCUGACAAAAUGACCUACACCAAAAUCGCCGGCAUCCUAGUCAACGCGCACUUCUCCUCCAAAGAAUACAUCGCCGUCGCCGGUGCCGGCAUCAACGCCCUCAACGCGCUCCCAACCACGUCUCUUAACGCCAUCCUCGCCACCCUCAACUCCUCUCUCCCCGCCAACAAACCCCGCCUCCCCCCGCUCUCCCUCGAGAAACUCCUCGCACGCAUCCUCACUACCCUGGAAGAGCUCUACACCCGCUUCCUUCGCACCGGCUUCGACCAGACCUUUGAAGAUAUGUACUACGCGGACUGGCUGCAUAUGGAUCAGAUAGUGACGCUGGAGGCUGAAGGGGGUGUGCGGGCGAGGAUCAAGGGGAUUACGAGGGAUUAUGGGUUGUUGGUGGCGGAGGAGUUAGGGUGGGAGGAUCGGCCGACGGGGAGAAGGUGGGAGCUGCAGAGUGAUAGUAAUAGCUUUGAUUUUUUCAAGGGGUUGGUGAAGAGGAAGAUUUAA